This is a messenger RNA of Trichosporon asahii var. asahii CBS 2479, 1086 nucleotides long. RefSeq lists its product as uncharacterized. The transcript has 3 exons. The record is from RefSeq and is a predicted model, not a curated record. NCBI's taxonomy places the organism in Eukaryota, Fungi, Basidiomycota, Tremellomycetes, Trichosporonales, Trichosporonaceae. The coding region runs from base 1 to 1086 and encodes 361 amino acids.
AUGGCGCGCUGCACGCACAAAGGCUGCGGGAAGGAGUUCGACCCCGAGUCGAACCCCGACGGCGACUGCACGUACCACCCAGGCGGACCCGUGUUCCACGAGGGCCUCAAGUCAUGGUCGUGCUGCAACGAGAAGAACAAACCCGUCAUGGAGUUUGACCAGUUCAUUGCUAUCCCCGGCUGCACGAAGGGAAAACACACCGACGAGGUGCCCACGGCCGCCCCGGCACCUAAGAAGGAGGAGGUCGAGGCGCCGACUGAGAAGAAGGGUGGUGUGGAGACGUACGGAUCUGCCCCGGCUACUGCUCCCGCCUCGGGAACUGGAACUCCGGCGCCGGAAGAGCCUGCAGACCAGACUCCCGCUGUGACGGUCGCGACGCAGAAGCAGGAGCCCGAGCCGCAGGUCGAGGAGGAGGACGACCCGGACAUCCCGGUGCCCGACGGCGCGCACUGCAAGCACCUCGGCUGCAACGCUGUGUGGAAGGGACAGGACAUUUCGAGGGGUGACGGACCCGAAGCUGUGUGCACCUAUCACCCGCAGAAGCCAAUCUUCCACGAGGGCUCCAAGGGCUACCUCUGCUGCAAGCGGCGCGUGCUCGAGUUCGACGAUUUCCUCAAGAUCCCCGGGUGCACGAAAGGGAAGCACUUGUUCGUCGGCCCCAAACCUUCUGGGAGGGAGGAGCUCGUCGAGGCCCGGGUGGACCACUACCAGACGCCGACCGAGGUCUUCGUCUCAGUGUACGCCAAGGGCGUCGACAAGGCCACCUCGAAGGUCACCUUUGGCCCGCAAUCGAUCGACCUCGACCUGCACCUCCCCGGCAACAAGCGUGUUAAGAGGACGCUGACGCUGUACGGCCCCAUCGUGCCUGAGAAGUGCAGCUAUCGUAUCCUGGGCACCAAGGUCGACAUUGAGCUUACCAAGCCCCAGCCCGCGAGCUGGCCGCUGCUCGAGCUCCCGCCCCCGGGCACCGAGCUGCCGCCCGGAUACGCCAUCACGUUCGGUGUCAGCGGCAGGACGGGCACGGUCGGCGGAAAGGAGAUUGUGCUCUCGGCCGAGGAGCAGGCGAAGCACGCGGCGAAGAACUAG